CUCUCACACGACUCGUUACACUAUAAGAACACAGAACAAGCUACGGCCCAUACACAGAGUCUCGUACCAAGGUUUCUUUAUUCCACUUAUACUCUCACACACACACACACACUCAUAUAUUCACAAUGGUCUUUGGAUUCGGCGGCGGAAGCUCCAGCGGAGGUUCACAGAUGUCCAUGGGCGGAGGUUCAGCCACUUCCCCUCAAAUAGAAGCCGCAACAGCAGAGCUGGACAUGAUCACCGAUGUAUUCAACCGCCUCGUCUCCUCCUGCCACGCAAAGUGCAUCAGCACAAGGUACCUAGAGCCAGACCUCAACAAGGGCGAAAGCGUUUGUGUGGACAGAUGUGUAUCUAAAUUCUUCGCCGUCAAUGCCAAAGUGGGAGAGAAGAUGCAGGCAAUUGGUCAGCAAGCCGGAGGUGCACAGGCUGGCGCUGGUGGUGGAGGGUCCUUCUUCUGAGCCGAGCAGCACGUACGAAAAUCUUGGUGAUUGAAGAUGGAAGAGUAGGGUGGUAGGAAAGACUGGACGAGUGAUG
Messenger RNA from Microstroma glucosiphilum, 534 nucleotides. RefSeq lists its product as hypothetical. Gene Ontology annotation, biological process: protein insertion into mitochondrial inner membrane. Gene Ontology annotation, cellular component: mitochondrial inner membrane. The transcript has 3 exons. NCBI's taxonomy places the organism in Eukaryota, Fungi, Basidiomycota, Exobasidiomycetes, Microstromatales, Microstromataceae. The coding region runs from base 126 to 458 and encodes 110 amino acids. The record is from RefSeq and is a predicted model, not a curated record.